Molecule: messenger RNA, 2978 nt
Organism: Durio zibethinus
Lineage: Eukaryota; Viridiplantae; Streptophyta; Magnoliopsida; Malvales; Malvaceae
Product: Protein kinase superfamily protein
Source: RefSeq, a predicted model, not a curated record
GUGUCGACUGAUAGACUUGAGAGAGGCGGUUGCUGAAUGGUGGAAGCGCCAUGUAGACAUAUAACGUGGCAAAAUCUCUGCAGUCGGAAGCAAAAGCUGUUCCGCAAGCCUGACCCGAUCACAACGUUAAUUCAAAGACGCAUUUUCACAAACGAUUUGUCAGUACAAGUUAAGCUUACAUGGGUGCGUGACCUCUUUCGCACUGCUUUGUAUGAUUCGCCCAAUGAGGAAUGUCUUCGCCACCCUCAACCGUCAUCGCCGUGUCACAUUGCUCUCCACUGCAGUACACCAUGGUAGAGUUGUUGGCACCAUGAUGCGUCAUUCUAUUUCUCUGGAAGUUCAGAUGGAUAUUGGAAUUGCGAGAACACAGGAUACUUGGCAUCCUGCAUACUUGUUGAAACGAUAUUGGUUUUCUACAGGUUUCAUCAGUGUGCAUGGGGGGCGGCCUUCUGCAGAGUAUGCAAAGUUGAGGAAAGAAUCAUUGGAAAGUGAAUUCGGUCAUAUAGUUGGAACACACAGCUCAAAAAGUAUUUCUGUUUUCUACCGAUUUGGCCCGUUUUUGGCUUUGUAUAGAGCUGCAAUCAUUUCAUUUCAUGUAUUGAAGUUGACCAUUUGGCAAUUCGUUUUUCGAGACAUAAAAGAGCGCGCUUCCAAGUUUCGUGAGACACUGAUUCGGUUGGGUCCUUUCUAUGUUAAGCUUGGGCAGGCUCUGAGCACUAGACCAGAUAUAUUGCCACCUGUGUAUUGCCAAGAGCUUGCCAAGUUACAGGACCAAAUUCCCCCAUUUCCCACCCAUAUUGCCAUAAAAUCUAUUGAAACUGAACUGGGUCUUCCAGUUUCAGAAAUUUUUUCCGAUAUAAGCCCAGAGCCUAUUGCAGCAGCAUCCUUAGGACAGGUGUAUAAAGCUCAUCUUCAUUCUGGAGAACUUGUAGCUGUUAAAGUACAGAGGCCUGGUAUGUCACUCUUGUUGACCCUUGAUGCCUUGUUAUUCCAUAUGAUUGGGGGCCAAUUAAAGCGGUUUGCAAAAGCCCGCAAAGAUCUGUUAGUAGCCGUAAAUGAAAUGGUAAGGCACAUGUUUGAUGAAAUUGAUUACAUCUUGGAGGCAAGAAAUGCUGAACGCUUCGCCUCUCUUUAUGGUGACUAUCCUAGUAAGGACCAACCUUGUAAUCAAAAUGCGAAAGAUGAGAAUACCAUCAAAAACAAAAAUGCAAAGGGAAUAAAAGUGCCAAAAAUAUAUUGGGACCUGACACGAAAAGCUGUGCUUACUAUGGAAUGGGUAGAUGGAAUUAAGCUUACAGAUGAAACUGCCCUAAAGAAGGCAUGUCUAAACCACAGGGAGCUGAUUGACCAGGGAGUAUACUGCUCUUUGAGACAAUUGCUUGAGGUGGGUUUUUUCCAUGCUGACCCACAUCCAGGAAACCUUGUUGCUACUAGCAGUGGCUCCCUUGCAUAUUUUGACUUUGGAAUGAUGGGGGAUAUCCCUCGCCAUUACCGUGUAGGACUUAUUCAAGUGCUUGUGCACUUUGUUAACCGUGACUCUCUGGGAUUGGCAAAUGACUUUCUAUCUUUGGGAUUUAUUCCUGAAGGAGUUGAUAUACAAUCUGUGGCAGAUGCAUUGCAGGCAUCUUUUGGGGAUGGGACUCGACAAUCUCAAGACUUCCAGAGUAUAAUGAACCAGUUAUAUGAUGUCAUGUACGAUUUUAAUUUCUCUCUCCCCCCGGACUAUGCUCUAGUGGUAAGAGCUCUUGGUUCACUGGAAGGAACAGCUAAAGCUCUUGAUCCUGAUUUCAAAGUUGUUGAGAGUGCAUACCCUUUUGUGAUUGGGAGGCUUUUGGAAGAUCCAAAUCCUGAUAUGAGAAAAAUUUUAAGGGAACUUCUCAUCCGUAAUAAUGGAUCCAUUAGGUGGAACCGCCUAGAGCGCUUGGUAGCAGCAAUAUCAGAACAGUCUUCUGAAUCAUCCAAGGAGUCUCCUAACUCUGAAGAAAAUGGUUCGCAUCCCUUAGAAUGGAGGUCAUUUGAUAUGCAUGCUGUUGUUGCUGCCACAGAAGAUCUUUUACUUUUCAUUCUAUCUGAAAAGGGUCUAAUGGUGCGGGUUUUCCUCCUGCGCGAUAUAAUUAGAGCCACUGAUAUUUUUCUACAGGAUGAAAUUUUGGGUUGUAGGCUAGAUGCGAGAAGUAAAGCAAGGAAAACUUCACAAUCUGAGGAUCAUGCAAUUAUCACAAGAGUUGUUAAUGGGUUUCGCUCACUCCAUCAAGCAGUGAAGUUGGCCCCAGAGGAAUGGACAGCAAUGUUCAUCCGCAUUGCGAUGAAGCCAGAAACCCUUAGCUUUUCUCUAGACAUCAUAUCCGCCUUGUUCUUGCACCUUAACAACAAAUUUUCAGAUACUUUUUGGGUUUGUAUGUCUAGACUAAUUCACGAGUUUGGCAAAAACCAUGGACCUAACGAUCAUAUUAGAUAAUCUAUACUACUUUUAUGAGUUUUGUAGCAGAAAUAUUUGUUUGGGCCCAGAAUUUUUGCGCUGCGAUCUGAAUGAUUAAUAUUAAUCUAUGUUGUGAUUAGGUGUAUUAAGUAUCAACCCCUUCCAAUAAUUUAUUAAGGCGUAAGCCCCCAACCCUCCCUUAUAUCAUUGCCAUUUGGCAGCUGAUGCGGUCUUCCUUAUAGAAACGCAAAGAAAAGGGUUCGAUAUCAACGGGAACCAAAGGCUCAAAUUGAAUCUCAUUUAUUACGACGAAUGACAUGUCUUACUCGCAUGCUACAAUUCCAAUGAUUUGAUGCAAAGGAAAUGGAAUUCAAGAAAUUAAAUCUUUGAUUUUAAUUUAUUUGUUUUAAUUUUUUUUUCUAUUCUUAUGUUACGUUUUUUAAUUAAAAAAAAAUGAAUUCAAGAAAUUAAGAAUAAUAAGAUGUGUUAGCAAGAUUUGACACCACAAUUAUUAGUUUAAUCAAAUCUCAAUUAUAAAUAUGAAGACAAGUAACAGCAA